AUGUUCUCUCGUUCCAUCUUUCCUCUUCUCCCUCCCUACACGCGUGACCCCCACGGUAGUCAAUCUCGCCACCCAGAUGAGUUGACCCCGUAUCUCGGGCUGCGUGCCCGCCUGUCCCAGGUCUGGAUAAACCCGUGGACCAUCCUGCUGCUGCUCGUCCUCGUCCGCGUUCUCAUCGCCGUCACUGGCAUGGAGACCGACAUGGACGGGGCCCACGCCGACGCCCUCCGGGCCUGCACCACCGUCGAGUCAAUGGGCAGCGCCAUGGCCUCGAUGCCACACUACAUGGCCCAGGGCGUCAACGAGGUCACGGCCUCCAGCGUCGAGCACGCCGUCCACGCCCUUCAGUCCGUGCUGAUGCUGUCCCUGACCGCCGUCGAAGAGUUGGUCCUCUUCUUCAUUAAGGUCAUGUACCAGACCUACCUCUGUCUCCUCACCCUCGCCGUCCGAGGCAGCGUCCAGGUCGCCGUCGGGGUCAUCAAGGACGCCACCGACUUCCUCAACUCCACCGUCAAGGAGAUCGGCCACGACAUCAGCAAGACAGUCGACACCUUCGACAACGGCCUCAACAAGUUCCUCAACAGGAUCAACUCCGUCGCCAGCGCCUUUGGCGACGACGUGCCCAAGCUCAACGUCGGCGGCUCGCUCGACAAACUCGACCACCUCUCUCUGCCUUCCAGCAUCGACACCGGCCUCGACAAGCUCAAUGACUCCAUCCCCACCUUUUCCGAGGUCGACGCCUUCGUCUCCAACGUCCUGCGCACCCCCUUCGAGCUCGUCAAAAAGCGCGUCAACGAAUCCCUCACCAACUACACCUUCGACCGCGCCGCCCUCUCCGUCCCCACAAAAGCCCACCUCUCCUUCUGCGCCGACCACAACGGCGGCAUCAACGCCUUCUUCGACGACAUCAGCGACCUCGCCGCCCUCGCCCGCCGCGUCUUCAUCGCCGUGCUCGUCAUUCUAGUCGUCCUCGUCUGUCUCCUGAAGGCCUGGCAGGAAAUCCGCCGCUGGCGCACCAUGAAAGACCGCUCCCACCAUCUCCUCCACAAAGACCCCUCCUCCUCCUCCUCCUCCACCACAGACCCCAUGGACGCAGUCUACAUCAUCUCCCGCCCCGCCACCGCCGCCCUCGGCAUCAAAGCCGCCAGCCGCUGCAGCACCAGCCGGCGCCAGAACCUCACCCGCUGGGCCGUCGCCUACGCGACAACCCCCGCAGCACUCUUCGUGCUGACCCUCGGCCUCGCAGGCCUCCUCGCCUGCCUCGGCCAGUACAUCCUCCUCCACGCCGUCCAGCGCGCGGUGCCCGACCUGGCAACCCAAGUCGGCGCCUUUGCCGACCAAGUCGUCACCCACCUCGACGACACCUCCAAGGCAUGGGCCCACGACGCCAACGCCGCCAUCGCCGACACAGACGCCUCUCUCAACGACGACCUCCUCGACUGGGUCGACCCAGCCACCACCGCCCUAAACGAUACCCUCAACGCCUUCGUCGACAAGACCGAGUCCCUCCUCAACGACACCUUCGGCGAUACCCUCCUCCGCGACCUCCUUGAUGACCUCUUCGACUGUCUAAUAGGUCUCAAAAUCGACGCCGUCCAAAAAGGUCUCACAUGGGUCCACGACAACGCCCACAUCAACCUCCCCGAUCUCCCCUCCGAUAUCUUCACCCGCGGCGCCGCGGACUCCAUCAACGGCGAAGGAGACGAGAGCUUCCUCUCCGACGCAGGCGACCAAACAGCCAACAAGAUCACAGAAGUCGUCGCGCGCGUCGUUGCCAAAAUCGACUCUGCCAUUCGCUUCGAAGCUAUCAUCUUCUCUAUCCUCGUCCUCCUCUGGGCUCUUAACGCGUUGAUCGGCAUCAUCCGCGCACUCUCUCUCUUCUGGACCCGCGACAAAACGCGCGGCGAGGGCGGUCCCGCCCAUGCCUUGCGUGUCCACGUCCCCCCUCCCCCUCAUUCCCACCAUUCUUCUCCUAAUUCCAGUGGUUUCACUGAUGUGCCGUUGACGGCGAUGCCUAAUCCUGCUUCUUACGGGGGCCGACACCACGAUAUGAAUAGUGGUGGCGAUGAUGAUGAUAUCAGCCGGACGCAGCCGGCGCCGCGGUAUGAGGUUGCUACUGCGGGCAAUACCAGAGUCAAUAUGCCGGCUGUGUCGGAGACGCAGUAUCAGGAUGAGAAGUUGGGGUUUGCGGGUCAGAGGCCGUUGAUGGUUGAUGGGGGGCCGGAUUUGAGGGGGAGUAGUUAUGUUGAGUAUGCGGGGGAGAAGCGGUGA
Molecule: messenger RNA, 2271 nt
Organism: Aspergillus campestris IBT 28561
Lineage: Eukaryota; Fungi; Ascomycota; Eurotiomycetes; Eurotiales; Aspergillaceae
Gene: prm1
Product: pheromone-regulated protein PRM1
Exons: 1
Coding region: 1-2271 (756 amino acids)
Cellular component (GO): mating projection tip
Source: RefSeq, a predicted model, not a curated record